Messenger RNA from Pezoporus occidentalis (night parrot), 2222 nucleotides. It is a transcript of the gene ALAS1, whose product is annotated as 5'-aminolevulinate synthase 1. Gene Ontology annotation, biological process: hemoglobin biosynthetic process; erythrocyte development; heme biosynthetic process. Bases 74 to 2092 code for a protein of 672 amino acids. Gene Ontology annotation, cellular component: mitochondrial matrix; mitochondrion. Gene Ontology annotation, molecular function: pyridoxal phosphate binding; 5-aminolevulinate synthase activity. Lineage: Eukaryota; Metazoa; Chordata; Aves; Psittaciformes; Psittacidae. The transcript has 11 exons. The record is from RefSeq and is a predicted model, not a curated record.
CUCGGCGUGUCCUUACCGGUAGCGGCCAGCGGCGGCGCUGACGUCACGUCCGGUGUCCCCUCCAGCCGCGGCGAUGGAGGCGGUGGUGCGGCGCUGCCCGUUCCUGGCCCGCGUCUCUCAGGCCUUCUUGCAGAAGGCCGGGCCCUCCCUGCUCCUGUACGCACAGCACUGCCCCCGCAUGAUGGAGGCGGCCCCCCGCGCCCUGGCCACGUCCGCCGCCCGCGGGCAGCAGGCGGAGGAGGAGACCCCCGCAGCCCGCCGGGCGCUCGGAAGAAACAGAGGCUUGCAGCAGAGGAAGGACUGGUGGCUGAAAAUGGCUGAAUUCCUCAAAAGAAGGUCUUCCUUUGGGGAAGGAAGGAGAGAGGAUUUUUCCCCCUCAAAGGAGGCCAAAAAUGCCAAAGAGGUGGCCCAGCAGAACACAGAUGGAGCCCAGCCACCCACUGGCCACCCCGCUACUGGUGCUAGCCAAGGCUCUGCUACAAAAUGCCCAUUCCUGGCAGCUCAGAUGAAUCAUAAGAACAGUAAUGUUUUCUGCAAAGCCAGCCUAGAGCUCCAAGAGGAUGUGCAGGACAUGCAGAUGGACAGGAAAGGUACAGAAUUUGCCAAAAUACCAACUGCUUCCACAGUGAGGAACACUGAGACUGAAGGAGAAGAGCAGAGUGGCUUGCUCAAGAAGUUUAAGGAUAUUGUCCUGAAGCAAAGACCAGAAAGUGUGUCUCAUCUGCUUCAGGAUAACUUGCCAAAAUCCAUAUCCACCUUCCAGUAUGAUCAGUUCUUUGAGAAAAAGAUAGAUGAAAAGAAGAAGGAUCACACCUACCGAGUGUUCAAAACAGUGAACCGAAAGGCACAGAUCUUUCCCAUGGCAGAUGACUACACCGAUUCUCUCAUCACCAAGAAAGAGGUGUCUGUCUGGUGCAGCAAUGAUUACCUGGGGAUGAGUCGUCACCCUCGUGUGUGUGGAGCAGUUAUGGAUACACUGAAACAACAUGGUGCUGGAGCAGGAGGCACAAGAAAUAUUUCAGGAACAAGUAAAUUUCAUGUUGAUUUGGAAAAAGAACUAGCUGAUCUUCAUGGAAAAGAUGCAGCGCUGUUGUUCUCAUCAUGCUUUGUAGCCAAUGACUCCACUCUCUUCACUCUAGCUAAAAUGCUGCCAGGCUGUGAGAUCUAUUCUGAUGCUGGAAACCAUGCCUCCAUGAUCCAGGGGAUCCGAAACAGCAGAGUGCCAAAACACAUAUUUCGGCAUAAUGAUGUCAACCAUCUUCGAGAGCUACUGAAGAAAUCUGAUCCAUCUACCCCCAAAAUUGUUGCAUUUGAAACUGUUCACUCAAUGGAUGGUGCAGUCUGUCCUCUGGAAGAGCUGUGUGAUGUGGCCCAUGAGCAUGGGGCAAUCACUUUUGUGGAUGAAGUGCAUGCUGUGGGGCUGUAUGGAUCUCGAGGUGGUGGUAUAGGAGACAGGGAUGGAAUCAUGCACAAGAUGGACAUCAUCUCUGGAACGCUCGGCAAAGCAUUUGGCUGUGUAGGAGGCUACAUCUCCAGUACAAGUUCUCUGAUAGACACUGUGCGUUCAUAUGCUGCUGGCUUUAUCUUCACGACGUCCCUGCCACCCAUGCUCUUAUCUGGUGCCCUAGAAUCUGUCCGAACUCUAAAGAGUGCAGAAGGACAAGUUCUGAGGCGCCAGCACCAACGCAAUGUGAAGCUUAUGAGACAGAUGCUGAUGGAUGCAGGGCUUCCAGUGGUGCACUGCCCUAGCCACAUCAUUCCAGUGAGGGUUGCAGAUGCUGCUAAAAAUACAGAGAUCUGUGACAAGCUGAUGAGCCAGCACAGCAUCUAUGUCCAAGCAAUCAACUACCCGACAGUUCCCCGUGGAGAAGAGCUACUGCGUAUUGCCCCUACGCCUCACCACACCCCUCAGAUGAUGAGUUAUUUUCUUGAAAAGUUGCUGGCUACAUGGAAGGAUGUUGGGCUGGAGCUGAAGCCACAUUCGUCAGCUGAAUGCAACUUCUGUAGAAGACCCCUACAUUUUGAAGUGAUGAGUGAACGGGAAAGAUCCUACUUCAGUGGCAUGAGCAAACUAUUAUCUGUCAGUGCAUGAAAGUAGUGGUGUUAGUUGUACUUUUGUCUAGUUCUAGUACCCAGUCAGUAGCAUAUUUUUUAUUUGCUUAAGAAGUAUUUUAAUCAUAGUUGAAGCACUAAGCUCUGAAAAUAAAUUUCUAGAGCCAUUA